Messenger RNA from Malaclemys terrapin pileata, 1325 nucleotides. RefSeq names its product scratch family transcriptional repressor 2 (gene SCRT2). The coding region runs from base 1 to 849 and encodes 282 amino acids. Gene Ontology annotation, molecular function: RNA polymerase II cis-regulatory region sequence-specific DNA binding; DNA-binding transcription factor activity, RNA polymerase II-specific. The record is from RefSeq and is a predicted model, not a curated record. The transcript is spliced from 2 exons. Gene Ontology annotation, biological process: regulation of DNA-templated transcription. NCBI's taxonomy places the organism in Eukaryota, Metazoa, Chordata, Testudines, Emydidae.
AUGCCCCGCUCCUUCCUGGUCAAGAAGAUCAAAGCAGACGCUUUUCAGCCCUGCGAGGUCCCGGCUCCCAGCUACCAUCCCCUGGAAGCGGCUUAUGUGCUGGCCGGGUCCCGGGUGGGCAGCGGCCCCGGGGCCGAGAAUGGGUAUAGCCAACAUUGCCUCACGCCCUCCGACUAUGAGCCUGACAAGAAACAAGGGUUUCAGCUGGUGUCUUCAGACCCAGUCUACGCCCCGGCUCACGAGGAGUACAGCGACCCCGAGAGUCCCCAGUCGAGCCUCUCUGCCCGCUACUUCAAUGGUGAAGCUGCAGUCACAGACAGCUACUCCAUGGAUGCUUUCUUCAUCACUGACGGCCGCUCCAGGCGACGCAGCGAGAGCCAGCGGCGUGGGAGCCACCGCCACUCGUGUAACGAGUGCGGCAAGACCUACGCCACCUCCUCCAACCUCAGCCGGCACAAGCAGACCCACCGCAGCCUGGACAGCAAGAUGGCCAGGAAGUGCCCCACCUGCGGCAAGGCCUACGUCUCCAUGCCCGCCCUGGCCAUGCACAUCCUGACCCACAACCUCAAACACAAGUGUGACGUGUGCGGCAAGGCCUUCAGCCGGCCCUGGCUGCUACAGGGCCACAUACGCUCGCACACGGGCGAGAAGCCCUUCGGCUGCUCCCACUGCGGCAAGGCCUUCGCCGACCGCUCCAACCUGCGGGCCCACAUGCAGACCCACUCGGCCUUCAAGCACUACAAGUGCAAGCAGUGCGAGAAGACCUUCGCCCUCAAGUCGUACCUCAACAAGCACUACGAGUCGGCCUGCUUCAAGGGCUCCGAACACAGCUGUGCAAUAGAGAACUGAGCCCUGUCCCCCAGGGCAGGGGAGAGGAAAGGCCGGGGAAGAGGAGGAGCUGCCGACAUCUGGGAGGAAGGGGGUUCCCUCCCCGCCCUCUCCCACCAGCGAAAUCUGGGCUACUCGGAGCGCAAGAGACGGCAGGGACUUUUGCAGUUCGGGCCAGCCGUGUUUGCUGGAAGGAUGCGUUUUCCCAGGGAUGCUCAGACUGACUUGCAUCCCGCCGUGGGGAGGGUGUGUGGGGCUGGGGGGUCCCAGGAAUUUUCCUUCACGGACCAGGUGACGUUUUUGAAUGGAAAUCUCCAAUGGUGCCAACCGCCGGUUCCACAGCUCUCCUGUUUCCCGCCCUCUGACCCGAAUCCCCCAGCUCUACCCCUCGCAGCUGGUGGGAGCACAGCUCCAGGCUGGCUGGGGGAAUCGGGGCAGGAUUGACUCGGGACCUGGCAAGUCCAAGUUCCUCCCCAUGGGAUUCGCUCCUAGCUCCU